Messenger RNA from Solea solea (common sole), 2866 nucleotides. RefSeq names its product cholinergic receptor, nicotinic, beta 4 (neuronal) (gene chrnb4). NCBI's taxonomy places the organism in Eukaryota, Metazoa, Chordata, Actinopteri, Pleuronectiformes, Soleidae. Gene Ontology annotation, molecular function: acetylcholine-gated monoatomic cation-selective channel activity; transmembrane signaling receptor activity. The record is from RefSeq and is a predicted model, not a curated record. The transcript has 7 exons. Gene Ontology annotation, cellular component: synapse; postsynaptic membrane; neuron projection. Gene Ontology annotation, biological process: monoatomic ion transmembrane transport; regulation of membrane potential; chemical synaptic transmission. The coding region runs from base 502 to 2070 and encodes 522 amino acids.
UGAAGUCGCCAUAAGUCACAGAGAUUGUCACAUACAGCAGCGCGCUAAUGUUUGCUGGCGAGAAGAGAAUUAAACCCUGUUGUGUGUAUCAACAUCUGCACCGGGAUAAAUAUGAACUGCAAGUCCAUGAUUUUCAAGCCGACUUUUGGUUGAAGUCAAGUAUGUUUGGGCAGUUAUUAACACACACACGCACGGGAAUUAUCAGAAUGAAGAGCAAUCGGCAGAUGAAACCCACCAUCUAAAGCUGAGCUGGUGAGAACUUGCAGUGGCUGGUCAGACUGGGUGGAGGUCCUGCAGGAGACGAGAGCAGCGCGCCACGGUUGCACGGUCACUCAGUGCUCGUUGGCGGCGGAGCGUGAAGACAGAGCGUGUGCAGAGAGGCGGCUGUGACGGCAGUUUCCCGGUCUUUGAGCGCCUGCAGUCCGGCAUGUCCCAGAGGAAGCGCGCUGGACGCGGCAACCGUGAGGCUUCAUCACUGACGGAGCAGAUGGUGUCGGGAAAAUGACUCGGGUUCUCCCCGUCCUCGCUUACCUUUUCUCCCUGAUUCACUGCAUCAGCAGUGCUGACUCAGAGGAGCGGCUCAUGAACUGGCUGCUGGGAAAGGAGCGCUACAAUCCGCUCAUCCGUCCGGCUGUUAACAGGACCGAAAGAGUUACAGUGAAGCUCCAAGUGUCUCUUGCACAGCUCAUCAGUGUGAAUGAAAGGGAGCAGAUCAUGACCACAAAUGUCUGGAUCACUCAGCACUGGGUGGAUUACAGGCUCUCCUGGGACCCCACAAAGUACGAAGGCAUCGACAAGCUGCGGAUUCCAUCCAGACACAUAUGGCUGCCAGAUAUUGUUCUGUACAAUAAUGCUGAUGGUACCUAUGAGGUGACGGUCUUCACCAAUGCCAUUGUUCUUUUCAAUGGCAGCAUCAACUGGCUUCCUCCAGCCAUUUACAAAAGCGCCUGUAAGAUCGAGGUAAAGCAUUUUCCCUUUGACCAGCAGAACUGCACCCUCAAGUUCCGCUCAUGGACGUACGACCACACUGAGAUUGACCUGAUCUUGAAGUCUGAAGCGGCUAGCAUGGAUGAUUUCACUCCCAGCGGCGAGUGGGAUAUUUUGGCUCUUCCAGGCAGACGGACUGUCAGCCCACUGGAUCCCACUUAUGUAGAUCUCACGUAUGACUUCAUCAUCAAGCGAAAGCCCCUUUUCUAUACCAUAAACCUAAUCAUCCCCUGUGUGUUGAUCACCUCUCUGGCCAUCCUGGUCUUCUACUUGCCUUCAGACUGUGGAGAGAAGAUGACCCUCUGCAUCUCUGUGCUUUUGGCUCUCACUGUGUUCCUGCUUUUAAUCUCCAAGAUCGUUCCUCCCACCUCACUGGACGUGCCUCUGAUUGGCAAGUACCUGAUGUUCACCAUGGUGCUGGUGACCUUCUCCAUCAUCACCAGUGUGUGUGUGCUCAACGUGCACCACCGCUCUCCCAGCACCCACACUAUGCCUUCCUGGGUCAAGCUGGUAUUUCUUGUCAAACUUCCUGCCUUACUCUUCAUGAGACGCCCUCACAACAACUCCGCCCGCCAGCGUCUUCGACACCGGCGGUGCCUAUGUGCAAGGAGAGACAUUUUGGGUUUAGGUUACCCAGUUGCAUCCAAAACAGGCAUUGCCAUGUCAUCUUCUGCCCUGCUGACCUCUGAAUCUACCUUCUCCACCCCAGGACACAAAAAUGCAGCUCCUUCAAUGGGCUACAGUCACUUCAACAGGAAGGAAGACUUACACUCCACAGAUUACCUUCCUGCUGGUUUCACCUCCACCAAGGACCUUCAUCAGAGAAGCACCUCAGAGUGGGCUGCUGAUGUCCAGGAGGCAGUGAACGGGGUCCGCUUUGUGGCUGAGCACAUGAUGGGAGAUGAUGAUGAUCAGAGUGUGAUAGAGGAUUGGAAGUACGUGGCCAUGGUGGUCGAUCGCCUGUUCCUGUGGAUCUUUGUGAUAGUGUGUGUGGUGGGAACCCUGGGUCUCUUUCUUCAGCCCCUCUUCCAGAAUCAGAUUAUUCCCAAUCAGCAACCCAGUUCAGACACACCACGCAUCUGAUGACAGGGAAACUGAGCAGCUUUGGAGUCUUUACUGAGCAACUGAGCUGCUAAAGACAUUCAAAUAGAUAUGUGUGUGUGUGUAUACUUGUAUUUGUUACCUCUUUAGAACCUUCUCUUGCACCAGUAGUCCUCAUGGAGACCAAAACCUGAUUCUGCUGAGACAGAACCUCAUUUCUGAGAAACUGGUUAAGUUAAGGGCUAACAUUUGAAUCGUCGUCGUUAGUAAGGUUAGGGUUAGGCAUUAAGUGGUUAAGUUUUAUGAGUACAAAAAAAAAAGAGUAAAAGGUAAAAAAUAAAAUAAAAUUUUAAAGAAAUCCAACUCUGUAAUAGAAUGUGAAUUAAACAAACACAGCAGUGUCGUAAUUGUUUACAGUUUACUCUUUAUUUGACCAAAUGGGGAAAAAAAUGGGUGAAACCCUUUAAGCUAUCCAAAUGAAUCAAAAUCAUAACAGUGUCCUUAAAAGAAGAGCUGCACAAACCUCGUGUGUGUGUGUGUCAUUGGCAUCAAAUUCCACCAAUAUGGCACCUGAGAGGUUCACAGGUAAAUAGAAAAAAAUGUACAGCAGUGGAAAAGACAAAAACAUGUCCCCCUCUAAGGAAUUAGUAGCAAGUGACUAAUUGCCUUGAGAACAUUUCCCUUCAUAACUUCAAAGGACUGUUCCAAUACUGGAUAUAACGUAGCCGUCACUGUACACAAUUAUGCAAGACAUCACACACGCUGAACUGUUGCAGGAUUAUAACCAAUAUGAUGGGAUAGGAGUGACGAAUCUUGCUUGUAAGUUAUAUUACCAUAA